This is a messenger RNA of Scomber japonicus (chub mackerel), 4472 nucleotides long. Its product is annotated as P-selectin-like. Gene Ontology annotation, cellular component: external side of plasma membrane; membrane. NCBI's taxonomy places the organism in Eukaryota, Metazoa, Chordata, Actinopteri, Scombriformes, Scombridae. The record is from RefSeq and is a predicted model, not a curated record. Gene Ontology annotation, biological process: heterophilic cell-cell adhesion; response to cytokine; leukocyte tethering or rolling. Gene Ontology annotation, molecular function: calcium ion binding; sialic acid binding; oligosaccharide binding.
GAAGACAAACUAUAAAACUACACUCGGUUAUAACACACCCAGCUUAAAAUGGAGUUCUUCUUUGGAGUACUUCAGACCUGUGGAUCGAAGCGCUCUGCUUCAUGGAUCAGCUUGACUCUUCUUUACUCAGUGCUGUGCAUGUGGACUAGUGUAGAAUGCUGGUCCUAUUACUACUCUAACGACACCAUGACUUGGUCACAAGCAAGAGACUGGUGCAGGGAGCACUACACAGACAUGGUGGUCAUCCAGAACCAGGAGGAGAUUGGGCAUCUCAACACGUGGCUGCCCAGGAAACGCUACUAUUACUGGAUUGGAAUCCGUAAAAUCAAUAAUGUCUGGACCUGGGUAGGCACCAACAAGGCUCUGACACCAGAAGCAACCAACUGGGCACAAGGAGAACCAAACAACGGCAAAAGAGGACAGAUAGGGAGUUCUAGUGAGGACUGUGUGGAGAUGUACAUUAAAAGAGAAAAGGAGAUGGGCAAAUGGAAUGAUGAGAAAUGUGAGAACACUAAGACCGCUCUGUGCUACACAGCUGCCUGUACGAAUGAUUCAUGCAUCCACGGAGAGUGUGUAGAAACCAUCAACAGCCACAAGUGUGAGUGCUUUGAAGGAAUUUACGGAGAGAGGUGCGAACAUGUUGUUAAAUGUGACAAAAACGAGGUGACCGUCCCAAAUAAAGGAAGUGUGAAUUGCACUCAUAAGUAUGGAAACUUCUCCUAUGACUCCCAGUGCAGCUAUUCUUGCGAGGAAGGAUACCAGCUGAGUAUGUCCAGACCCCUGAAGUGCACUGCCUCCAAAACCUGGUCUGAGCAGCCUCCUACAUGUAAAUUGGUUCAGUGUCCAAAGCUGUCCGAUCUAGAAAGUGGAUCCAUGAAUUGCUCUGAUCCUCUGGGCUCCCUCAGCUACCAGUCCACCUGUGUGUUUGCCUGUGCUGAAGGCUAUGCUCUUGUUGGUUCCUCAUCUAACACUCUGCAAUGUGAAGGGUCAGGACAGUGGAAUGACUCGCUCCCGCUUUGUGUUCCUGUCCGGUGCCCUGCUCUCCAGGACCCAGAGAAUGGCCAUAUCAGCUGCUCAGACAACACAGAUAUGAGGUACACCUAUGGGUUCACCUGCAGCUUCAGCUGUGUGCCUGGCUAUAAACUGGUGGGACCGAGCAAACUGACCUGCACAUCAGCAGCUGAGUGGAAUGAGGGAAUGCCUCACUGUGAAGCUGCCUGUACGGAUGAUUCAUGCAUCCAUGGAGAGUGUGUAGAAACCAUCAACAGCCACAAGUGUGAGUGCUUUGAAGGAUUUUACGGAGAGAGGUGCGAACAUGUUGUUAAAUGUGAUGAAAACGAGGUGACCGUCCCAAAUAAAGGAAGUGUGAAUUGCACUGAUAAGUAUGGAAACUUCUCCUAUGACUCCCAGUGCAGCUAUUCUUGCGAGGAAGGAUACCAGCUGAGUAUGUCGAGACCCCUGAAGUGCACUGCCUCCAAAACCUGGUCCGAGCAGCCUCCUACAUGUAAAUUGGUUCAGUGUCCAAAGCUGUCCGAUCUAGAAAGUGGAUCCAUGAAUUGCUCUGAUCCUCUGGGCCCCCUCAGCUACCAGUCCACCUGUGUGUUUACCUGUGCUGAAGGCUAUGCGCUUGUUGGUUCCUCAUCUAACACUCUGCAAUGUGAAGGGUCAGGACAGUGGAAUGACUCGCUCCCGCUUUGUGUUCCUGUCCGGUGCCCUGCUCUCCAGGACCCAGAGAAUGGCCAUAUCAGCUGCUCAGACAACACAGAUAUGAGGUACACCUAUGGGUUCACCUGCAGCUUCAGCUGUGUGCCUGGCUAUAAACUGGUGGGACCGAGCAAACUGACCUGCACGUCAGCAGCUGAGUGGAAUGAGGGAAUGCCUCGCUGUGAAGCUGCCUGUACGGAUGAUUCAUGCAUCCAUGGAGAGUGUGUAGAAACCAUCAACAGCCACAAGUGUGAGUGCUUUGAAGGAUUUUACGGAGAGAGGUGCGAACAUGUUGUUAAAUGUGACAAAAACGAGGUGACCGUCCCAAAUAAAGGAAGUGUGAAUUGCACUGAUAAGUAUGGAAACUUCUCCUAUGACUCCCAGUGCAGCUAUUCUUGCGAGGAAGGAUACCAGCUGAGUAUGUCGAGACCCCUGAAGUGCACUGCCUCCAAAACCUGGUCCGAGCAGCCUCCUACAUGUAAAUUGGUUCAGUGUCCAAAGCUGUCCGAUCUAGAAAGUGGAUCCAUGAAUUGCUCUGAUCCUCUGGGCCCCCUCAGCUACCAGUCCACCUGUGUGUUUACCUGUGCUGAAGGCUAUGCGCUUGUUGGUUCCUCAUCUAACACUCUGCAAUGUGAAGGGUCAGGACAGUGGAAUGACUCGCUCCCGCUUUGUGUUCCUGUCCGGUGCCCUGCUCUCCAGGAUCCAGAGAAUGGCCAUAUCAGCUGCUCAGACAACACAGAUAUGAGUCUUCUUUUCUCAGCUGCCUGUAUGGAUGAUUCAUGCAUCCACGGAGAGUGUGUAGAAACCAUCAACAGCCACAAGUGUGAGUGCUCUGAAGGAUUUUACGGAGAGAGGUGCGAACAUGUUGUUAAAUGUGAUGAAAACGAGGUGACCGUCCCAAAUAAAGGAAGUGUGAAUUGCACUCAUAAGUAUGGAAACUUCUCCUAUGACUCCCAGUGCAGCUAUUCUUGCGAGGAAGGAUACCAGCUGAGUAUGUCAAGACCCCUGAAGUGCACUGCCUCCAAAACCUGGUCCGAGCAGCCUCCUACAUGUAAAUUGGUUCAGUGUCCAAAGCUGUCCGAUCUAGAAAGUGGAUCCAUGAAUUGCUCUGAUCCUCUGGGCCCCCUCAGCUACCAGUCCACCUGUGUGUUUACCUGUGCUGAAGGCUAUGCUCUUGUUGGUUCCUCAUCUAACACUCUGCAAUGUGAAGGGUCAGGGCAGUGGAAUGACUCGCUCCCGCUUUGUGUUCCUGUCCGGUGCCCUGCUCUCCAGGAUCCAGAGAAUGGCCAUAUCAGCUGCUCAGACAACACAGAUAUGAGGUACACCUAUGGGUUCACCUGCAGCUUCAGCUGUGUGCCUGGCUAUAAACUGGUGGGACCGAGCAAACUGACCUGCACAUCAGCAGCUGAGUGGAAUGAGGGAAUGCCUCGCUGUGAAGCUGCCUGUACGGAUGAUUCAUGCAUCCACGGAGAGUGUGUAGAAACCAUCAACAGCCACAAGUGUGAGUGCUUUGAAGGAUUUUACGGAGAGAGGUGCGAACAUGCUGUCCAGUGCCCUGCUCUCCAGGAUCCAGAGAAUGGCCAUAUCAGCUGCUCAGACAACACAGAUAUGAGGUACACCUAUGGGUUCACCUGCAGCUUCAGCUGUGUGUCUGGCUAUAAACUGGUGGGACCAAGCAAACUGACCUGCACGUCAGCAGCUGAGUGGAAUGAGGGAAUGCCUCGCUGUGAAGGAGAGUGUACUUCAAGUGUAAUUCCAUUACAUUCUUUACUGAUGGUACUACUGAUGGUUAACAUCAAAAUGUUGCUGUUUUUUCCUACAGCCAUAAGAUGCCCCCUGCUUGAGUCUCCUGAAAACGGUCAUGUCAACUGCUCAACCAGUGAGCCAGUAUAUAACUCUCAGUGCUCCUUCACAUGCAAUCAAGAUUUCUCAUUGGACGGACAUGAGCUGCUGACAUGUGAUCGUCAUGGCAACUGGACAGGAGACAUACCGAACUGCCAAGCUCCUGCAUCUCAGACUCCUGCCAUUGCCUCUGGUCUGGCAGCAGGGGGAGGGGUUCUGACAGCUCUGUCUGCGGCUUUGUGGAUCCUGAAACGACUGAAACAGAAAGCAACCAAGUUUGAGUUGAACAGCAACUCCGACAUAGAGGACCCUCCACAGGUUUACAAAAACAGCAUUGACAGUCUCAUAUAGAGCACAUUCAUAUCCUCCAGCGGGCGACAAAGGAAUUGACAAAAAUCAUUUAAACAAAACUGUAUGUGAGUCAUAGUAAUUUUAACAACAUCUAUUAUUUACAUUAGAGACUUAAAUGUUUAAAUGGAAAAAGCCAAUGUGUCAGAGUUAUCAAUUGUGAGAUGUUUUUUCAGACCUUUGCAUUUGAUGGUUUGAUUCAAGAUUUCAAGACCAAUCUAUGAUUUGCUUUGUAAUGUUGGUAUUUCCUCCCAAGGGGAGUCUUGUAUUGAACACAUUGUUCUACAUCUUUAUGAACAUGCUGGAAAGGUGGCUCUGUUCAUGUUAUUGUAAAUGUUACAUAACAUUGUGCACUGCCAUGUCAAUGUUAAACUGUGAAUAAUUUUGAGAUAUUAAUACCAGUAUUUAUGUACUAUUUAUUUAAUAAGUGGUUAUUGCAUUUGAAAUGUUUAAUCCUCUCUCUGUAACAAAACUUCAAACCAUUAUUUGCUUUUGUUGAAAUUCAUUGUUAUGCAUCUGCCUGUAUCAUAACUAAUAUUAUCUGUCUGUUCAAAAAUAUAUUACAUGUAUAUGUAUUA